Messenger RNA from Saccostrea cuccullata (small rock oyster), 2622 nucleotides. RefSeq lists its product as uncharacterized. Gene Ontology annotation, biological process: sulfur compound metabolic process; N-acetylglucosamine metabolic process. Gene Ontology annotation, molecular function: N-acetylglucosamine 6-O-sulfotransferase activity. The transcript is spliced from 5 exons. NCBI's taxonomy places the organism in Eukaryota, Metazoa, Mollusca, Bivalvia, Ostreida, Ostreidae. The record is from RefSeq and is a predicted model, not a curated record. The coding region runs from base 109 to 2304 and encodes 731 amino acids.
CAGAGAAUUAGCGGUUUUAAUCCAUGUUCUGGUUAUUUAAUCUCCACACAAUCAGACAGAUGUAACAAGCUGUUAACAGAUAGAUAAGCCUUGGUUCCAAAAAUAGCUAUGAGAUUCCACCUAAGUCGUGCCAUUCAUUGCUGUGUAUUCGUUUUGGUCUGCCUUCUUCUGUACAUCUUGUUCGGUAAAGGAACACAGAACACGGAAAGUACUGGUAUACAUAAACUUCACAUUAACCAGAAAAAUACACAAAUUGUGAAAAACUUUAUAGAAGAACAGAAUAUAUUCCCUAUUUCAGGAACUUAUAGUGACAUUGAUAAUCUUAAAGAUAAUUUCAUAUUAAAAUCGAGAUCGAAGUCUAAAUAUAAAGGGAAUUCCUACAUUAUGCUCCCUAGUAUCCAAAGAGAACAGAAAUUAGCCCAGUCCUUUGAUUCUAUUAUUAAGAAAGACAUUGUCUGGAACGAAAUAGGAAAUAUACACACUAUGAAGAAGUUUCCUGAAGAAAUUCGUCUUGAAGAUUCUAAAUAUUUCAAUCCAGAUAACACUUUGGCGAGAUUCGAAAGGCCUGUACCACCAAAUUUUGGAAAUAUUAAAACCGAGAGAAAUGGGAUAAUUGUGAAAUUGGGAAGUCAAAGUUUAAGUAACGUUAAAAAUGAAACUUCCUUAAGAAAAGGACUUGUCGCAAAUAUUGUACACUUUCAUAAUAAUAACAUCUUUAGGAACGGAAAUGCUUUCGGAUUUCCUAUUGAGGUUGAAACAAAAUAUCAAACUAUCAAACCGAAUCCGAAUCAUCAACCAACUAACCAAGUAUUAAAAUCAAAAUUUAUUCAGGAGAAGGUUCAGUAUAAACAACAGUCACCAGGUCUUGAGAUUUCUAUAAACAGCAACAAAUACCCUCCAGGGUUUAAAUAUAAAGGCAAUAGUGCACCCUCUAUAUCAGACAACAUUAAGUAUAGACCGAUAACCAGUAACAAAAAUAUUCCAAAUAAUGGACUUGGGAACCAAGUUCAAGUAAAGGCCCCAGUGCGAAACUACGGUCAUAUGAUCGUGGCAAAUAACAAACAGCUUCAGAAUUCAGUAAAAUCUAAGAAACAUGUAAUUGAAAUUUUUCCACGGAAAAACGAACCAAUUAGGAUACCUAUUUAUAUGGAACAUAAGGGAAACUUUUCCUACCAUCACGUUAAUCUGAUGUUAGAGGACGGCCAGAGAAAUCCCUUCCCUCCGCAGGUACUGGGAGGAAAACAGAAUGGAGUAAAUGAUUUUGUGCAACAAAAUAAAGAUGACGUUAAAUAUACUCUUAUCAUGACAUACAUGAGAAGUGGUUCCACAAUUACGUCAGAACUGUUGAAAACCAACAAUACAUUCUUUUUCUUUGAGCCAUUCCAGGGGCUUUAUAGGGACCACAGAACAAAUCAACACGUCUGUUACCCCCACGGAUAUUGCAGAAAACCAGAAGGAUUUUGGGAAACCGUAGAGGGUUCGGUUCGCAUCAUCAAAAGUCUUUUUUCUUGCAAAUUCCUGGACAUUCCUAUGGGUGCCAUCGAACCUUUAAGAAUGUUUGCACCAAGUAGCUAUCAAAAGGAAUUUAGAGACUGUUUUCCUAUAAAAAAGAUAGAAUGGGACAAAAGACAUUUUACUUUGUUAGAAUAUCCAGAAAAAUUUAAUAGAACAUGCAUACAAGCUCUUCAAGAUAAAUGUCUGAAUUCCAAGCAUCGUCUUAUAAAGACAAUACGAAUGCCAGCAACAUUUGCUGAAAGUUUUCUUGCAAAUAUUCCAAAUUUGAAAAUUGUUCACCUUGUAAGAGAUCCUCGAGGAGUGAUGAACUCAAGAGUACAAAUCAAUUUAGUAAAAUAUGAGGAAAAGGAAAUUGGAAUCGUUUCAAAUCAUUUAUGCAGUAGAAUCUGGCUAGACAUACAAGCAUUCAAAAGACUUCAAAGGAGUUAUCCAACACAAAUUAUCCCAUUCACCUAUGAUUGUCUCGCUUUGUAUCCAGAGGAUGUUGCCAGGAUGCUAUACAGAGCGUUAGACUUAGACUACACACCGGAGAAAAAUGCUUGGGUUGACAUGGCGUUUAGGAAUAACUUUGAACAAUCGUUUGGGCUUUUCAAACAUGGACAAUCUGCAAGACUUGCACAAAAGUGGCGAAUUAGUAUUCCUGUAAAAGCAAACGAAAAAGUGAAUACAAUGUGCGGAAAAGUGUUCGAAGAGUUAGGACUGAAAGUAUUUAAAAGUCCUGUAGACAUGAGAAAUUUGAAAAAUCCGGUCUUUCAUGAUGCAAGAGUAACAUGUCUCAAUAGACAAUGAUUUAAAAUGUCUUGUAAAUAAAAUGUACUUAAUAUAAAAUUAAUUGCCUCUAAACUGAUAAGAUAUUACAAAAUAAUUUAAUAAAAUGAAUAAUUUUGAAUUUAUGCAAUGUUAAAAGCCAAAAAUAAGGGCAAUUUUCCUUCGAAUGUCUCAUUAUAUAGGGUAACCUUUCUUAACAAGUUAAGCCUAUUUUUAUGUUAUUUGAAUUUUCAAGAUGGUAUAGUAUUAGCUUCCAAAAUCUUGAUUCGGUGUGUCCCGUUGAACUCUAAGUGAAAGACUUCGACGUAUAGUUGUACAGAAUGAAAGACAUUGAUGGUA